Messenger RNA from Glycine soja, 1308 nucleotides. Its product is annotated as protein MAIN-LIKE 1-like. Bases 1 to 1308 code for a protein of 435 amino acids. NCBI's taxonomy places the organism in Eukaryota, Viridiplantae, Streptophyta, Magnoliopsida, Fabales, Fabaceae. The transcript has 5 exons. Gene Ontology annotation, biological process: meristem development; meristem maintenance. The record is from RefSeq and is a predicted model, not a curated record.
AUGGCAAAGCAGAUCAUGGUUAGAACCAGAGGAUUAGGUCGUGCCUUAGGUCAGGUUACUGGCAGAGGUGUGAGCAGAGGAGAUCGUGAUGAUUCCGAUAAUGCUCCAUAUCGUCGACGGCCUACUGCACCCGCACGGAGGCAGCGAGUCACUGUGACUGCAACACACAAUGAGUCAGUUAUCCCUACGCCAGAUGUUCAGGAUGACCCGAUGGAGGCACCAGCUAUUGUAGAGGACAUUGUGCUAGACAUUCCUGCGGACACAGGUGUAGAGGCUGUUGAGGAUGAGCAUGAGGGAUUUCCGGGUGGUCCGAGCGACCCAUCCGUGUUGACCCUGUAUGCGGAUCACGUUGCUUGCAGCGUAUGGACGAGAGAGAAGCGUCUUGAAUUGAAGCUAUCCUCUCAUGGGAGGAAGGUCCACAGUUUAGGCAGGCCUGUCCCUGCCAUUGAGGGACUUGUUGCUGGUACAAGACUAAGUCCUCUGAUCGCGUGUUCGGUAGACACCGGCGAUCGGGGACUUUUCUCCGCGUUUGUGGAGCAGUGGCACCGGGAGACGUCUAGUUUCCAUCUCCUAGUGGGAGAGCUCACCAUCACGUUGGACGAUGUCUCCUCGCUUCUCCAUCUUCCCGUGAUUGGCGACUUACAUGCCUUUGAGCCCUUGCACGUGGACGAUGCGGUUCAGAUGCUGGUGGACUUGUUGAUGGUCUCUCCAGAGUCUGCUAGGGCUGAGACAACCCAGUGUCGCGGACCGUACGUACGCCUGCAAUGGGUACAUGAUAUAUAUGAGCGCCGAUGUCAGGUAGGUCAUUGGACAGCUGCGGCUCACACAUAUCUUCUUCACCUUCUGGGUUGCACUUUGUUUGCUAACAAGAGUGCAACCAAUGUCCAUGUUGUCUACUUGGAGGCCCUUUGUGACCUCAGUAUGACAGAGAGGUACGCUUGGGGAGUGGCUGCUUUGGUGCAUAUGUACGAUCAGCUGAACAAUGUAUCUAUGAGCCACAACCGACAGCUUGGCGGUUACAUCACACUGCUGCAGUGCUGGAUUUACGAGCAUUUUCCGUCGGUCGCGGACUCCACUGCUGAGCAGGAGUACGACGAGGAUUCUCCGCGUGCGUGUAGGUGGAUUGCGACCAAGAAGACCGUGAAGAGCAUUCGUACACCGGCGUACAGGGAGUGCCUGGACCGACUCCGGAUUUCGGAUGUCUGUUGGAUCCCUUAUGGGGAGCACCGAGAGGUCCAAGACUUCCACGCCAGAUCAUGCUAUUCCGACCAUUCCUGCUCCUCUUGUCGAUUCAUGGGUCUCGUAUGA